Pieris macdunnoughi is the source of this 2007-nucleotide messenger RNA. The record is from the annotation of a GenBank genome assembly. NCBI's taxonomy places the organism in Eukaryota, Metazoa, Arthropoda, Insecta, Lepidoptera, Pieridae.
AUGAACGAUGUCCGAGACAAAGUUGUGGCUGGAUCUUCCACAUGGGAAAGUGGUGCAGGUCAGAGCGACUCAUCUCCUGAAAUUCAGUCUUCACCCGGUGGAAGUGGAGAAACUCCACAAACACCGGGAGCUCCAGCACCUUUGGCGCCACAUCUUGCUGCAGACUUGCAUCCUGAUCUCAUCCAACAAGGCUGGCGAAAGUAUUGGUCUAAAAGAGAAAACAGACCAUACUUUUGGAAUAAAAUUUCUGGUGAAUCUAUGUGGGAAUUGCCCGCUGUUAAAAGAGACUUUGAUCCCAUAACAGACCCUUUGGGAAUAUGUCACACAGGUCCCCCAAAUCCAGGGAAUAUGACUCCAAGUGCUAGUAAACGAAGACCCUCAGAAGAUAAUGGCCCUCCCCCUAAAAAAUUUGUUCUGUCUGGUCCAUGGGAUAUUGAGGUACCAACCAAUGUUGUAAUCUAUGAACGCCCUCCUACAAUUUGUCCUCAUCCUCAUCCAGAAGUUGAAGGCUUUAGGUUUACCCUUGCUAAUAAAUUAAGGCAAUGCUAUCAAGAACUUUGUCAUACAAGAGAAAGCAUAGAUGCACCAAAAGAAUCGUUUAACCGUUGGUUAAUGGAGAGAAAAGUGAAUGAUCAGGGAGGUUCUGAUCCACUGUUGCCAAGCCACUGUUUUCCAGAAAUAUCAAGAUCUAUGUAUGAAGAAAUUAUGAACGAUAUACCAAUAAAGUUAACUCACCCAAAAUUUACUGGAGAUGCAAGAAAACAGCUAUCUCGUUAUGCUGAAGCUGCAAAGAAAAUGAUAGAAUCAAGGAAUGCAUCUCCAGAAAGUCGAAAGGUGGUUAAAUGGAAUGCAGAAGAUACAUUUCAAUGGCUCCGGCGUACUGUUGGUGCUACUUAUGAUGAUUUUCAAGAUCGCUUAGCACAUUUAAGGCGGCAAUGUCAGCCUCACUUGGCAGAAACAGCAAAAGCUUCAGUGGAAGGAAUUUGCCUUAAAAUUUAUCAUUUAUCUGCAGAAUAUGCAAGAAAAAUAAGAGAAAAGCACAGUGUUCUCCUAAAAGAAAAUGGAAUUCAGGAAAUGCCAGCUCCACUCCAGCAAGCUGCUCUUCGUAAAGUGUGGUGUUAUCCAGUACAAUUCGCGUUACCGGCACCCAGGCCGCCAAUAGUAGAACAUUUUAUUGAUCGCGAUCAGGUAUUACUGCGGUACCUUGGAGAGACGCAAGUCCUUAACGCUACUUAUUUACAGAAAUUGGAACAUCUAUACCGAUACAGCUGUUUCGACGAUAAGAAGUUUGAAUUAUUUUUAUCGCGCGUAUGGUGUUUACUUAGACGAUAUGCGGCUUGGGUGGGGGCAGGGGGAGGUGAUUCGCACUUGGCACAAAUGUCGGCACCUGUCCCAGUACUUGAGUGCCUCCAGAGAUGCUUUGGAGUCACUUUUGAAUGCUUCGCGAGUCCAUUAGACUGUUAUUUCAGACAGUAUUGCUCUGCGUUCGCCGAUACCGACUCGUAUUUUGGAUCGAGAGGGCCAUUUCUCGAGCUCCGACCUGUAUCGGGGUCGUUGGUUGCGCAUCCGCCCCACUGUGAGCCUUUGCUUGAGGCUGCGUUAAGGCAUAUGGAGAGGCUAUUACAGGAUUCGGCUGAACCACUAAGUUUCGUGGUCUUCUUGCCGGAGUGGCCAGAUAGACCCACUCAUGCCUUACACAAAUUGCAGGCCAGCCAUUUUAAAAGGAAACAGGUCGUUAUUCCUGCAUUUGAACAUGAGUAUCGUCACGGUUUUCAACAUUUGCUUCCGAAAAACGAGAUAUACUUCCGUUGGGGUGGUGGGACCGUAGUAGUGUGGCUUCAAAACGCAGCCGGCUUCGCUCGAUGGGGCCCCACUGAGGACAGAGUAGAGGCUUUACUGGACGCCUGGAGGCCCAGAGCUAAAUUACGAUCGCCUGAAGAUAAUCCUCCAGCUGUUCCAGCACCCACUCCCGAAACUGACACACCAGCGCCGGAUAAACGACCAUAG